Messenger RNA from Linnemannia hyalina, 1476 nucleotides. Lineage: Eukaryota; Fungi; Mortierellomycota; Mortierellomycetes; Mortierellales; Mortierellaceae. The record is from the annotation of a GenBank genome assembly.
AUGCUUCUCUUAGUCUCUUGCUUGGCACUCUUGUCCACAGCCUCAGCAGCCAUCACCUGUGCCCUCCCAGCAGGGGGAACCUACAAAGCCGGUGAUGGUGUCAUCCUAGACUGGGGGUCUGACGGAAUCUCUCCUGUCGUCAAAGACAUUGUCGCUGUUAACGGUACACUCUACUGCAACAGCGGCAACUUCAAGGUGGUCGAGUUCCCCAUCCCGUCCCUCACGGGAGCAUACAACUAUACACUGCCUAGCGUGGGCAAUGCAACGACCGUCGGUGGCACUAUAGGAGAAUGUGCUCAAAACGCCUUCCAUAUGGAGUACUCGGGAACGGCAAACGGGUUUCUGGGGAUCUCGAAAAUCCCGUGGGGUCCCGUCCAGUGCGGGACGAUUACUAUCUUGCCUGCGCCCAAUGGAACUGUUACGACGACGACCACAACCACGACCAUGUCUGCGACUUCGACAACAACACCUACUUCGACACCUGACGAUAAUAGCAGUGGGGGACUGUCGACAACCAUUAUUGUUGUCAUUGCAGUGAAGAGACGCCAGCGCAAGCUGAACAAUGCCUUCUUGCCCUGGAACGCAAACAGCAACAACAAUAACGGAAGCGGGAUCAACAACAGCAAUAAUCGAUUCUCAAAGAUCUCCACCAUGGACGAUGGCCUCGGUUCGGAAUAUCCUGAGGGGACGUCUGGGUCAGGAGCUGGGGCCAAUAGGAUGAGCGGUAUCACAGCUAUAGGAGGCGGUUCAGCAGCUGGAGGACUAACAGGAAAAGGUUAUCCACUCAAACCCCCUCGCCCCCCACGGCCUCAAACCCCUUCUCUCAGUCUGAACUACUUUGGCGAUGAGAGAGCCUAUAACGACUAUGGAUACCAACAACAAGAACUCCUUGACCAACAGCAGCAGCAGCAAGGGCAGCAAGAGUUCCAGCAAGGAUAUGAGAAGUAUGGUGAGGCGGACGCCUACUAUAACCCUUACUAUGCCUCGGGAGUCACGGCUGCCACUACCACCGCCAUAGACCACAACACUCUUUCCUACUACAGUCAAGCCUCAGGCAGCGACACGGUGGCAGCAGGAGCCCAUGGGUCUCCGUACGGUGCUCAGGACCCUUACCUGACCUCGUCAGACCUCUACCUUCACCAACAAAUACAACAGCAACAGCAGGAGCACCAGCGUCAGCAACAACACCAGCCACCAGGGGGGCGUGGAUAUAUCCCACCUCCACCAACGAUCCCCCUUCCACCACUAACGCCACCACCACUACGGAGUUCUGGGCUCAACUCUCUUCCGAUCGUCAGCUUUGCGGCACGGAAUCCGGCCGGCACACCUGCCAAGGGUCAAGACUCUGGCGCGAUCGGCUCUUCUCCAAAUCGCGGACCGCAAGUCGUGAGAGAGGAGAUGGGACGCAAGGAGGCUGAGGCGGAUGAUGUAUCAUUACAGGACGUUACCUCCGACUCAAAGGUGGAAGUGGCGUAA